AUGCAGGAACCAGAGGAAAAGAAAAUCGUUCUGGAGCUGCUGGAGACAGAGCAGGCUUACGUCAACCGCCUCCACCUUCUCGACCAGAUUUUCUAUACAGAGUUGAUGAAAGAAGCCAAAAAUGGGAAGACAGUCCCAAAGGAGGUGGUGAAAAUGAUCUUCUCUAACAUCUCCUCCAUCUACCAGUUCCAUGCCAAGUUCUUCCUGCCAGAGCUGCAGAAGCGCAUGGAGGAUUGGAGCUGCAACCCGCGGAUUGGGGAUGUGAUCCAGAAGCUGGCACCGUUCCUCAAGAUGUACGGUGAAUAUGUAAAGAACUUCAACAAGGCUGUGGAGCUCAUCACCGUCUGGUCAGAGAAAUCCCCACCCUUCCAGGAGCUCAUUGCCAACAUCCAGAAGAGAAAGGUCUGCGCCAACCUAACGCUGCAGCACCACAUGCUGGAACCCGUGCAGAGGAUCCCGCGCUACGAACUCCUCCUGAAAGAUUAUGUCCGAAAACUAGCGCCUGAGUCCCCAGACAGGGACAAUGCAGAGAAGGCCCUGGAGAUGAUUUUCAUGGUGGCCAAGCACUCAAAUGCAGCUAUCGCUGAGAUGGAACGGCUGCAGAACCUCUGGGUGGUCUAUCAGCGGCUGGGCCUCGAGGACGACAUUGUGGAUCCCUCCAAUGAGCUGAUCAAGGAGGGGCCGAUCCAAAAAAUCUCCACUCGUAGCAACAGCACAUCGGAGAAGUACCUGUUCCUGUUCAACAACAUGCUGCUGUACUGUGUGCCCAAGGUCAUCCAGGUGGGUGCUGAGUUCCAGGUCCACCUCCGCAUUGACGUGGACGGCAUGAAGGUGCGUGAGCUGAACGACACACAGUUCCCUCACACCUUCCUGGUCUCGGGAAAGCAGCGGACGCUGGAGCUGCAAGCCAGGUCUGGGGAGGAGAUGAACACCUGGAUCAAGGCCUUCCAAGAUGCCAUUGACAGGAAAGAGAAGAGGAGUGAGACUUUUAAGACAGCAGUGCAUGGGCUGGAGAUGGGCACCUCUGCAUUGAACACAGAGGAGCUGGGCCGCCGAGCUCCACAGUGGGUGCGGGACAACCUGGUGACCAUGUGCAUGCGCUGCAAGGAGCCCUUCAAUGCCAUCAUGCGCCGGAGACACCAUUGUCGAGCUUGUGGAUACGUGGUGUGCGCUCGCUGCUCCGACUACAAGGCCAAGCUGCAGUACGAUGGGAACCGCCUGAACCGGGUAUGCCAGGAGUGUUAUGUCUUCCUGACGGGCCACGUGGUGCUCGAGGAGCGGGAGGGGAAGCACAAGGGCAUCCUGGAGAAAGGAGCUGCAGAGGUAUCAGGCAAGAGUUUGCUGUGCAGUUCCUUGCAGCUGCUGCACAAGAACGGCAAGGAGGGCACACGGGGCUGGUUCGUGAUCCCGCAGGACGAUCCCCUCGCGCUGUACAUCUACGCGGCCCCCCAGGACGUCCGAGCCCACACCUCCAUCCCACUGCUGGGCUACCAGGUGAGGGACCUGCCCCAGGGCGACCCCCCCCACUUCUUCCAGCUGGUGCAGUCCCGGCAGGUCUACACCUUUGCGGCCGACACCGAGGAGCUGAAACGGCGCUGGAUGAGGGCCAUGGCGCGCUCCGCCGCGGGGAUCACGCACCCAGAGGAGGGUGAGGAUGCGGACUCCUGUGACGAAGCAGAAUGA
Molecule: messenger RNA, 1683 nt
Organism: Phaethon lepturus (White-tailed tropicbird)
Lineage: Eukaryota; Metazoa; Chordata; Aves; Phaethontiformes; Phaethontidae
Product: FYVE, RhoGEF and PH domain-containing protein 2-like
Biological process (GO): cytoskeleton organization; filopodium assembly
Cellular component (GO): cytoplasm
Molecular function (GO): metal ion binding; guanyl-nucleotide exchange factor activity
Source: RefSeq, a predicted model, not a curated record